ACUGAGUACACUUUACACACAAAAAAAGAUAGAAGAAACCCCAGUUCCCACUCACCCACCCCCACGGCCAGCCAAUCUGUUUAUCAUCAAUGUCUUGAUUCUCCUCCUCCUCCUUCUCAAGCUGUUUCUUCAGAUGGGUUUUCUCUCAAGACCAUUUCCCAUUCUCCUAUCCAUCUUCUUCUUCUUCACCAUGGCUAAAUCUGCCUCUGACUACACUACUUUAGUCUACAAAGGCUGUGCCAAACAGUCUAUAUCAGAUCCAUCUGGUUUUUACUCUCAAUCCCUCUCAUCUCUCUUUGGUUCACUAGUUUCCCAGUCAUCAAAGUCCAAAUUCUUCAAAACCAACACAGGAACCGGCCAAACCACCAUUUCAGGUCUAUUCCAGUGCAGAGGAGACCUAACCAACGUAGAUUGCUACAACUGUGUCAGUAAACUUCCAACCCUGAUGAACAAACUAUGUGGAAAUCAAGUUGCUGCUAGAAUUCAGCUCUUGGGUUGCUACAUGAUGUAUGAAGUUUCUGGGUUUCCUCAGAUUUCAGGCAUGGAGUUACUUUUCAAGUCGUGUAAUGGGAAGAACAGAGAAGGGAGUGGAUUUGAGGAGAGAAGGGAUACUGCUCUUUCGUCUCUAAUGAAUGGAAUCGGUAGUGGGAAUGGAUUUUACACCACGAGUUAUCAAUCUGUUUAUGUUUUGGGUCAAUGUGAAGGAGAUGUUGGAAAUGGAGAUUGUGUUGAAUGUGUUAAGAGUGCUGUACAGAAAGCUCAGGUUGAAUGUGGAAGCUCCAUUUCAGGACAGGUUUAUCUUCAUAAGUGCUUUAUUAGUUAUAGUUUUUAUCCUAAUGGAGCACCAAAGACAUCUCAAUCUGAUUCUUCCCCAGGGUCAGGGGUAGAUGCAGGGAAAACGGUGGCAAUUAUUAUGGGUGCAUUAGCUGGACUAGGGUUUCUAGUCAUUUGUUUGAUGGUUGCUAAGAAUGCAACCAAGAAACAUGAUGAUUAUUGAAAGACAAGACCCGAGGAUUCUUAAUUUGUGAGAUUUUAGAUUCUUAAUUAACACGACGACGCACUAGGCCAACAGCAGCAGCGGAUUUGAGUGUUUCAAUAUCGAGAUCAGUCGUUGUAAAUGAACAAUAGAGGAAGGUUUUUGGACAUCAUUUUGUUUGCUAAUGUUGUUUGUGGUAAAAUAUUAAGAUAAAAUUCAAUUCCAAUUGAUUAAUGUAUAAUGUAUAUGUAAUGAUGAACUUAUGUCUCAUAUCUUCUUUUAACAAUAAUGUAUUGAUUUAAA
Molecule: messenger RNA, 1279 nt
Organism: Impatiens glandulifera
Lineage: Eukaryota; Viridiplantae; Streptophyta; Magnoliopsida; Ericales; Balsaminaceae
Product: plasmodesmata-located protein 2-like
Exons: 3
Coding region: 134-997 (287 amino acids)
Biological process (GO): plasmodesmata-mediated intercellular transport; transport of virus in multicellular host
Cellular component (GO): plasmodesma
Source: RefSeq, a predicted model, not a curated record